UUAGAAAUCGCAUUACGCAAUUACCGCCAUCAACGAAACUCGGCCACGGGUUGCUGCCCAAGCGACGGAUGUGCUACGCGGAGAGCUCGCCGUCCAUAAAUCGGCAGCCACCGCUCCAGAAAUCCAUUCCCCGCCACUCAGAUUAUCAUCCCAAUCGAGGUUUUGGUGGGGGUUUAAUUCUUGUUCAUCGCUAAAGAUUCAUUACCUGGCUUUAAUUGCGGUCGGCGAUCGAUCUACGCCUCAUUGCGGCUUCAUUUCCAGGGAGCUCAAUUGGAUUGAUUCAAUUUCUUCUCCACCGCCGCGACUCCGCCGUGUUUAAACCCUAGGAAGUCUCCGGAGCGUUGUUUUAGGGUUUAGGAGAAAUUUAUAGUGUGACUGAGGUGCUUUCAUUUGAGUGUGGUGUGAGAUUAUGAAGUGUUGCUGAAUAUGAGCGAUGGGGAUGGGAAGGAGAGUGUGAAGUUCCUGAGCGAGAAAGAUAGUCCGCAGAGAAAGGGGAAGAAGAAGAAAUUGGCAUUCGACGAAUUCGCGGAGGCAAUUGCUAGAAUUGCAGUGGUUCAGGUUUGUGAGAGUGUGGGGUUUCAGACCUUCCAGCAGGCUGCCUUGGAUACCCUAGCCGAUGUCGGGGUUCGGUACAUUAGAGAAGUAGGGAAGGUAGCUGUACUUUCGUGCAAUUCCGCGAAUCGGAGCCAGUGCAAUGUGUUUGAUGUGAUCAAAAGCUUGGAGGAUUUGGGUUUGAUUCAGGGGUUCCCCGGUGCAGCUGAUGUAGGUCGUCCAUUUUCAGGUUCGGGGAUCAUUAAGGAUAUGAUGCGAUUCAUUGGCAAAGCAGAAGAAAUACCUUUCGCGUAUUCGAUACCUGUUUUUCCUCUUGUUAAAAGGAGGACAUUAAACCCUAGUUUUGCACAGGCUAAGGAAAAUCCGCCACACGGGCAUAUACCUAGUUGGUUGCCUAAGUUUCCAGAUCCUGAAACUUAUGCCGUUGUAACUUUGGGGAAAGACAAUGACAUAGAGACGACGAUGGCCAGCGAAAUUCAACAGGUUGAAGAGAAGCACAGAAAGGUGGAGAUGCCUUUGCAGAAUAUGCAGCAGAAAUUGCUUCAUAACGGAUAUGAAGGUGUAGCUGUUGGACACGAGAAUGCUACACAAACACAUCGUGCUGCAGCUAGCAACCCAUUUCUGGCUCCCCCGAUACAAUUUUGGGAAAGGGAAGUGUCUUUGCCAGUCAUUCCGGCCAAGCUUUUGGAAGAGGAUGUUGGGUACCGUCGAAGUUCUGAAGUUACAGAGAAAGAUCAUAUAACCUUAGAGACAUCUUUGAAAGCUAAUGAAACGAAGAGUCGUCCUUCUGAUCAUGAAAACGGGAAAAUGAUUGUCCUGAGUGGGAGGCCCACUGUACAUUUUAAGAUCGGAAAUAGUAAGCAUCACUUAACGACCAAGCUUAUGAAUGUGGGUACUGAGAGACUUUAUCCUUGGUUUGAUAUUGAUAUCAGCAGAAAUGCUAAGACGGAAAUUCGAGCUGAGAAUAUUAUUUUUGAAGAUACUGAGCAGCCGCCUGACUCUCUUGUAAAUUAGCCGUCUUUGGUUAGAGACUGUAAUUUUUUCAUGGAGCUAGCAUCUGAUAUUUGCUCCUGAGUAGUUGUAGGCGAUGAGCUCGAGUUUUUUAGCGUACUGGACAGUUUAAACUUCUACUUGGGCUGUGUUCCCACUUUCAGCUGAGUUUUGAGACUGAAGCAAUGGUGAGGAAAACACAAAGUACUAACAAAUUGAGGAGAUUUCUGCUCUUAAUUCUCCAUGUUAUGCUGCUCAACAUAUAAUCUGAGUCACCGCCGUUUUUGAGAUCUUGCACAUGCACAUAUAAUAAGAAAAAACUGGCAGGAAUUACUAUUCACUAAACAGCAGUUGGUGACAUUCUUUAGCCUAUCAUGAUCGCAGUAAUUUCUCCUGUUACUACCUGAUUUACCAGGUCAUUGAAACAUAGCUGCUCAGCUGCUCAAUGUCCAACACCAAAGCUGGAAGAUGUUCAAUCAUCUGAGUGAUACUUUGUAUCCGAUGUUAUGAAUCUGAUCAACCCAUCCUUCUCAUCAUCGUGGUGUCCUGCAGAGACGGUCUAUUUCUGAAUUUAUGUCUUCCAUGAAUCCUUGGACUUCUGCUUCUUCAAUCAAUAUGAACAAGCUGGGAUCGAUCAUGUAAUAUGAAGAUUGAAGCUGAUCAGGCAUGCGGAUGAUACGUGAAUUUUUAAGGAGUCCUGAUUCCAAUAGUAUCUUGUUGAUGUUCUAUGAUCAGAAUCGAGGCAUGGUUUACUGGUGGACCGUGAUUUUCAGCUGUUUCAUUUGGUUCGGUACUCAUCUAUGAUUGCUCAUAAAGUAGGCAACAUACUUUUUGGAUAACAGAAACUGUUGCAUAGUGUCAAUUAUUCAAUGAAUGUAUCAAAUUUCAAGUCUGAUCAGUGACACUCAUGAGAAUGGGUUAAUACCUUGAAAAGCUGCUGAAGUUCUUUAGGAUCGCUGUUGAUGAACUAGUAUACUGCUAUUGCUUUCUGAUUUAUAAAUCACCUUGUCCUGUUGAAAAUAUAUUCGUGACUACUAAUCUGACACUAUUGUUCAUCACUCAAAAUUUUCAGCUUUGGGAACACUUCUCCAUAUGAUUUUUUGUGGAAUUCCUUCUGUCCUGCUCGAAUGUGAUGAUGUUGAUAUGGUGAGGUGAUAUUCUCCUUCAAUCCUGUAUAUGUUUGCUAUAAUCCUUGACUCAGCAAUCUGGAACUGCAUUCAGACCUGAUGCAAUUUUGUUCACUCUUUUCUCGCUUUCUCUUUUCUUGUGAAUUUCUCCAAGUAUUUGCUUAAGAGUUCUGAGAUCUUCUCCAAUACUUGCAAAUUCAAGCUCGGGUAUUCUUUUCUUAAAUGGCCUAUAACCUGCAGAAGAUUGAUGCGUGGUAUUUACUGGACCAUUCCUAUUGUGUGCAGAUAUUUCACAUAACCUAGACUAGAAUCUCAUUGUAUCCUUCAAAGCUGGUUUUAUUGGAAGCUUUGCAAAAUGUAGAUGGUUCGACUACAGAUUGGGCAUCGAUCUUCUUCGAAAUAUGUUCGAAGAAUUAACUUGAGCUUCCUUUCAUUUUUGGACCAUUCUGAAUUAUUCUUUGUAGGGAUAGCUGCAGUAGGGUGUGAACAUUAUUCUGCUUUUUCAACCCAACCCUAUCAGUGAAAUUCAUACCUGAAAAGAGUCCAAACUGAAUAGCUUUGCUCCGAAGUUGGAUGAUGAUCAAGUGUUGUUCUCAGGUUCUUUCUUAGAUUUGUUUUCUUGCAGGUUUUGUUGCCAAAGAAACCCCAAUCUUGAUCAAUGGCAGAAUUGUGUUUUUUCUCGGUUGGGCUUGGUAUAUAAUGUCUUGUGAUAACCUUGGGAGUUCUUUGAGCUUCAUGUUAUUGACACAGGACUUAAUAGACAGCCAUGGGCUUCUGAACAUUGAGUCCUUCAUGAAAUCUUGAAUAUACACAUGUUAUUUGGUAUCUGGAUUUGUCGUAGUGAAGGAGUUUCUGCUCUAAUCAAGUGAUAGGAAGUGAAGACAAAACCAUAGACAGAUGAAGAGGAGACUUCAGUGAUUCUGUUGAUGAUACGGGCUCCUCCUUCUGCAUCUCCCAGCUUUUCCCUGCCCAUAUGUGACUGGUUGCUGUUCGACACACGUUGAAGUCUUGAAGAAAACAACUCUAUGCAGCAAUCAUUGCAAAAUAAUAGGUCAUGUCUGUCAUCUUUUGAAGAAUUCACCAUCUCCGCGAUCCUUUUGCAACGAAGAGCACUCGCAGAUGGACAUUGAAAUGUGGGUCGGUGGGUGGGUAUGGGUUCUGGUGCCCAGAACGUUUGUGCUUAGCCAUGUGAACUCCUGUCAGGUAACAUGAGUGGAUUCCUUUGUAGCAAUAUCUUCCAUCACACUUGUAUUAGGGUAUGUUUCAGACUUUCAGACUUUCACUUUAGUUGCAAUAAAAAAGCGAAGAUUAAUUGGU
Messenger RNA from Andrographis paniculata, 3986 nucleotides. Its product is annotated as transcription initiation factor TFIID subunit 8-like. The coding region runs from base 427 to 1566 and encodes 379 amino acids. Gene Ontology annotation, molecular function: protein heterodimerization activity. The record is from RefSeq and is a predicted model, not a curated record. Gene Ontology annotation, cellular component: transcription factor TFIID complex. NCBI's taxonomy places the organism in Eukaryota, Viridiplantae, Streptophyta, Magnoliopsida, Lamiales, Acanthaceae. The transcript has 7 exons.